AUGAAGACUGCCAACGAAACGCCUUCAGAGGGCCGACGCUCUUCGUCGUCAUCGUCAAGCACCGCGGAAUCUUCCUCCGACAGGAUCGGCCGCACGGCAAGUUUGAACGAAAUCCAACACGCAACAUCCCACAUCUCUGGCCCAGAUGCAUUGGAGCCACCUCCGUCCUCGGCGCCACCGGGGCGGGACGAACCGUACCGCGAGGCGGGCGACGAGAUAUACGACCGACUAUCACGGGGCCGCAAGAGAGCCGUCGUGGCGGUUCUGUCCUUUAUGGCUCUGCUGUCGCCCAUCUCGAGUACAACGGUACUCGCGGCGACUCCUGAGGUGGCGGCUACUUACAACACGACCGGAAGUGUCAUCAAUGUGAGCAACGCCGCAUACAUGGUUGUCAUGGCUAUAUCGCCUGUGAUAUGGGGGCCGACGAGCCAGGUGUUUGGUAGAAGGCCGGUAGCUUUAGUCACCGCCAUCAUGUUCUUCGUUCUCAGCAUUGCUACUGCCCUCGCUCCAAAUCUCGCCUCCUUCAUAUUUUUCAGAGCUGCCUCCGCAUUUGGAGGCACAGUCCCUAUCCUCAUCGGGCCUGCUUGUGUUGGCGACAUAUAUCGCCCGACCGAACGCGGAACAGCCAUGGGAUGGUUCUUAACUGGAACACUUGUCGGACCCGCAUUUGGGCCGUUCCUAGGAGGCAUCAUUGUGACAUACACAUCGUGGAGGGCGAUCUUCUGGCUUCAAACAGCGCUGGCCGGUGUGGGCGUACUGGGUCUCUACUUCGUGGUGCUUGAGACGGCACACCACAAAAGGAUCACGGAGCUCGAAGGAUACUCCCGACGGAAAAAGACAAAGGCAAUCCUGAAAAUGAUCAGUCCCGUGCGAGUCCUGCUGCUGUUCCGGUACUGGAACAUUGUCAUGGUUGCCGGGGGCAGUGCCUCCCUGACCUGGAACAUGUACAGCCUGCUGACACCGAUCCGAUACGUGCUCAACCCGCGAUUCCACCUCGAAACACCGCUUCUGUCAGGUCUCUUCUACCUGGCCCCCGGUUUUGGAUACCUGCUCGGGACGUUCGUGGGCGGCCGCUGGGCCGACUACACGGUGAAGCGGUGGAUCAAGAAACGCGGCGGCGUGCGGGUACCAGAGGACCGGCUUCGGUCAGCGGUCCCGUUUAUAGGAGUAAUCAUCCCGGGGAGCAUGCUCGUCUACGGCUGGACUGUGGACCAGGAAGUCGGCGGGAUCCCGGUGCCGGUCAUCGCCAUGUUCGUACAGGGCGUCGCACAGCUGUUCUGCUUCCCAUCGUACAAUACGUACUGCAUCGACGUGAUGCCGGGCCACGGCGCCGAGGUGGCGGCGACCAACUUCUUUGUCCGCUACCUCAUGGGCUGUGUGGCGUCGGCGGUAGUGCUCCCGGCAGUGCAAUCCAUCGGCAUCGGCUGGUUCUCUACCGUCACGGCCGCGUAUAUGGUUGCGUCGGCACUGGGGACUGUGGCCGCCAUCCGGUGGGGGAAGGGAUGGCGAGAGGCCACUGCGGCAAAGCUGGAGGUGCGAAAGCAGCGGAAGCGGGCGCACAAGGAGCAUCAGCUUAAGAGGGAAACACCGGCAACGGAGAUGGUAAGGGCAGAUCUGGAAGCGAGAGACGAGAAAGGGAAGGAGAAGGAGUCGGUCCGUCCAAGGGACAGAGAGCGAGACACCGGGAGCGAGACGAUCUGA
Messenger RNA from Ilyonectria robusta, 1701 nucleotides. Its product is annotated as major facilitator superfamily domain-containing protein. Gene Ontology annotation, biological process: transmembrane transport. The transcript has 3 exons. Gene Ontology annotation, molecular function: transmembrane transporter activity. The coding region runs from base 1 to 1701 and encodes 566 amino acids. Lineage: Eukaryota; Fungi; Ascomycota; Sordariomycetes; Hypocreales; Nectriaceae. The record is from RefSeq and is a predicted model, not a curated record.